UCUUGUGUGAUGAUGUCGUGUUUUUGUUGCGAAAUUGUGAAUUAAAAACAGAAAUUCGUGAUGAAUUAUUUCCAUUUUUAAUUCUUUAGUGAUUUGUGGUGUUUGCUUGUGUAAAUUAUCUCGGGAUAUUAUUAUUCGGAAAUGUGUUAAAACAAUAAAUAGAGACAUAGUAUUUUUUGCGAUACCAAAGCGGCAGAAUGUCUGAUGAACCAGAAGCGAGGAUGUGGGAAGAUGAAGGGACUCGGUAUGAUUCUAGAAGUCGAGGCUCAUAUUUUGAAUCUGCAUUUGCAUCUACAGAACAUUUAGAUAGAGCCCCGUUACUGUCAGAAGAGACAUACAGCGAAGUGCAGACGACGUCAACAGAGGACCACCACUGUCAUUGGAAGCCGCAAAAUCAACCACCCAGUUCAGUACCACAAUUGCUUGCCGCGUUAUUACUCUGUGCUGUGUUCAUGGUAUGCGAAUUAGUGGGAGGGUAUCUCGCAGGCAGUUUAUCAGUGAUGUCGGACGCGGCGCACAUGCUGAGCGAUUGCGGGGGCUUCGCUCUCGCACUCUUUGCGUUCAGGUGUGCGCGCCGACCACCCAAUGCCACCAUGUCGUAUGGAUAUCGACGAGCUGAGGUGCUGGGUGCGAUGGCAUCGGUUCUUCUCAUCUGGGCAUUGACCGGUAUCUUCGUGUAUGUGGCGGCAUUAAGAAUUCACACCGGCGAAUACAGCAUCGAGCCCGACAUGAUGAUGAUAGUGUCAGGAUGCGGUGUUGCCUUCAAUGUCGUAUUGGCGCUAGUGUUGCACGGAUGCGCUUCUGAUAUAGCUCACUACCACUCGCACGGUGGCGCUGCGUGCGGGCACACGCACGCGCACACGCACUCACAGGAGCAACGGCCGCGCAUCGCCUUUAGAAUGUUCCGCCGCUCCAAGCAUAAUGGACUUGUGAACGGCGACUACAGUCUGAAAGAUAUGGCCACUGUUGAGGCUGAUGUUAAUGCAAGGACCAAAAACAUUAACCUACGUGCAGCUCUUAUCCACGUGAUUGGAGACCUCAUACAGAGCUGUGGCGUGCUGCUUGCCUCUGUACUUAUUAAGUUCUAUCCGGACGCGAAGGUUGUGGAUCCGAUCUGCACGUUUGUGUUCAGCGUGCUGGUGCUGCUGACGUCAGCGCGUGUGGUGCGCGACGCACUCGCCAUGCUCAUGCAGGCUGUGCCCGCUAACUUCAGGUACCGCGAGUGCGUGAGUGCGUUGCGUGGCGUGCGCGGCGUGCGACACGUGCACUCGCUACACGUGUGGGCACUCUCCACACACUACCUCGUCCUCACCGCACACAUCGCUAUCGAUGAUCUAUCUGAGAGUGAGCGUGUGCUGCACGAGUGCCAGGCGGUGGUGCGCGAUCAGUUCGUGGUGCAGGCGGCCACGCUGCAGGUGGAGAGACACGGCGCCCCUCGCCCCGCCUGCCCCGACUGUCGCCAGCCCGCCUCCGCCCCGUGACCUCCCCCCACCCUCACGCGAUAAGCUGGGGUGAAUAAAUGUUCAAAAAUGUAUGACAAAUACAAACGUCAAAAGUGUAUGGACUUAAAGUGUAUGGCUAUGAUGGACACUGUAACCAAAAAAUAA
This is a messenger RNA of Papilio machaon (common yellow swallowtail), 1607 nucleotides long. RefSeq names its product zinc transporter 2. The transcript has 10 exons. Gene Ontology annotation, cellular component: plasma membrane. The record is from RefSeq and is a predicted model, not a curated record. Gene Ontology annotation, molecular function: zinc ion transmembrane transporter activity. Lineage: Eukaryota; Metazoa; Arthropoda; Insecta; Lepidoptera; Papilionidae. Gene Ontology annotation, biological process: zinc ion transmembrane transport; response to zinc ion. Bases 198 to 1481 code for a protein of 427 amino acids.